UGUUCCAAACGUCUUUUAAAUUAAGGAGAAAACUUGAUUCUGCAUCAUGGAUUCCCUUCCAUCCCGAUUAUUUUGUCUUUUUGCUACAGCCAAUCUGUGGAUCGGAGAAGCUUUGGCAAAGGAAUAUUGUGGAUCUCAUGAAGGAAAAGAAUACUUCUGUGAUGAAGGCCAAUGCUGUGGAGACUUUGACUGUUGUAACUACUUCAAGUACUACAAGGCCUGGUGGUUUUGGCUGGUUUGGGCUGUGAUAAGCAUAUUGGGAUGCUGCUGUGCAUAUCAACGCAGACGUCACUACGGAUGGCAUGGACACAUCAGGAAUUUCAUUUACCCAUUGGCUCCAGCCAGAACAGAAGAUCAACCACUUACUCCCUAUGAGGAAUUUUUUUCUUAUCCCAAGUACAAUUUGCCAUCUUAUGCUGAAGUAGAAGCUAUGGGUAGCCUGGGACCUCCAUCAGAUGUAGAAAAUGCACCGCCCCCUUAUGCGGACCCACUAGCAAAUGAGAAUUUGGAAGAUGAUGCAGACAACUUUCAAAAUGGUGAAAUAUUUUUGCAGAGUGAAGGGGAUCAUGAAAGUUCAACUCCCCUUAUCCCUCCUGACACAGAAGAGCAGACAUCAGAGAAUUCAUAACAAUUAGUCUCAUAAUUUCUUUUUCUCAGCUGAAAGAGAAAUGUGUGUGCACAAAAAUGUCAAUGCAUGUGACAUUUCAAGCUGGUGUAGACUCAGAGUAGAACAGUUGUGAAUAUGGGUUGUGGUGAUAAAUUCAAAACAUAUUUUCCUCACAUUACAUCAAACAUGAGCACUUGAAAUAAUUAUGAGGGAAAUAUUAUAUUACACUGUGUUCAGUAGCAUCAAUCAAAUAAGAAGAUCAGUACAUAUUAGCAAACCAAACCACAAAGUACUUUAUGUUCCUCAGUGUCCAGUUAAGAUUUUUCAGGUGUGAUUAUCCUGUUUUGCCCCAAAAAAUCACAUGCAAGACAAAUUUCAAAUGUUCACAGAGAGCAUAAUCAAGAAUAUGGUAUGGAUUGAAUAAUAGUAAUAAUAAUUACAAUUUUCUUUAUAGCACUUAUAGCAAGCCUCUAAGUACUUUACAAUGUGUGUGUGAGAGAAACAAAUUUUAAAUAAAGAUAAAGUGUUUGAAAGUCCCUACUGGCAGGAGGCAGAUCAGUUGGCUAUUUAGUGAGGGCUUGAGCUCAGGGCAACCAAGAACAAAUCCAGUGACUAGCAGGGUGGAGGACUUGAACCCAGGAUACUGGAUUACAAGUCCAGCACCCUAACUACUCAGCUAUGCUGAGUGAACCUAGCAGGUGACAUGCUUUUCCUAUGAAUGGGAUAAACAGUACAUUCAGAACCCUCUACCUCAAUGAAUCUUUGAGUUUAAACCUAUAGGCCUCAUUCAAAUCUCCUUGUACUGUAGUGUAAGACUCGUGCAGUAAUCAAACUUGUAAUACAGAGUUAUGAUCAUGUUACAAUUGAACUGUACUGUAUGUAUGUAAAUAUUAUCCUUUAACUUGUAUCAUAAUUGCUUUUUGAUGGAAUAUGUCAAAAAGAAUACUGGUGUAUAAUAAUUUAUAGAAUCAAUGUACAGGUAGGUAGAUUUAUGAACAAUGCGAGACAAACAUUUGUAUUUUACUCCCAUGUUUUGGAAAGGGUAAAGAUGUAAAGAAGUAAUCCUGUCCAAAAUUGUGAGAGAAAAUAACCUGUGAAGGUGUAGAAAAUAACCUCUUACUGAGCAAAGUAGAGAUUGAUUUCUCAAGCAGCCUGAAUCUAGUUAUGUGUUUAUCAUUAUUCACACAUUUAAAUAAUGUCAUGUUUGUGUGUUUCAGGUUUAAAACAAUACCAUUAUGUUACUAAACAGCAGUGAAUUAUUUUUGAUAUUCUUGCAUAUGUAUAAAACAACACUUAAAUUAAAUUUAUUUAAUAUAAUACCACAAUUGGUGUUCAAUUUAGAUUAAAUUACAAAAAUCAACUUUA
Stylophora pistillata is the source of this 1972-nucleotide messenger RNA. RefSeq lists its product as uncharacterized. The record is from RefSeq and is a predicted model, not a curated record. Lineage: Eukaryota; Metazoa; Cnidaria; Anthozoa; Scleractinia; Pocilloporidae.